Dunckerocampus dactyliophorus (ringed pipefish) is the source of this 2093-nucleotide messenger RNA. RefSeq names its product paraspeckle component 1 (gene pspc1). Gene Ontology annotation, cellular component: nucleus. The record is from RefSeq and is a predicted model, not a curated record. Bases 171 to 1709 code for a protein of 512 amino acids. Gene Ontology annotation, molecular function: RNA binding. NCBI's taxonomy places the organism in Eukaryota, Metazoa, Chordata, Actinopteri, Syngnathiformes, Syngnathidae. The transcript is spliced from 10 exons. Gene Ontology annotation, biological process: regulation of DNA-templated transcription.
GACCUUUAUGUAAUCACUGAACCGAAACAAAAUAUAGAUGCAUUGUGUUUCCGGUGUGGAGUUGCGCGCGCAUCCGUCGCCAUAUUAAACUUCUCUUCCACUACUAGUCCACCUGCGUUCCUCUCCAAAUAAGCACAUUUAGCCUCGUUUAGCUAUAUAAAGCCCACACCAUGGCUGACCAAAACGGACAGUUACCGAACCAGCAAAGCAGCAGCUCACCACAAACCUCCACAAGCAACGCCGGCUCCCCCGCAGCAGCCGACGAGCAAACGCCGACCAACAAAGACAGUCCAGGGCCACCGGCGGCAAAACAAGCCGAAGGAGCCGCGGAGGAAAGCGGCGAUGCCCCAGCAGCAAUGACGUUGGAUAUUUCAAGUUUUAGGAGGCCUGGUGAGAAGACAUUCACACAGCGCUGCCGUCUUUUUGUUGCCAAUAUACCGCUGGAUAUUCCCGAUGAAGAAUUCGUUGGUAUGUUCUCAAAAUAUGGAAAUACGGCGGAAGUUUUCAUUAACCGAGAGCGAGGAUUUGGCUUUAUUCGAUUGGAGACCCGGACACUUGCAGAGAUUGCCAAAGCUGAGCUAGAUGGCACGAUAUUGAAUAAUCGACCAAUCAGAAUCCGCUUUGCUACACACGGUGCUGCUCUCACUGUGCGGAACCUGUUACCAGUUGUCACAAAUGAGCUUUUGGAACAGGCGUUUUCACAAUUUGGCCCAGUGGAACGAUCUGUCGUAGUGACAGAUGACCGUGGACGGCCCACUGGCAAAGGCAUAGUGGAGUUUGCAAACAAAGUGGCUGCACGUAAAGCUCUGGAAUGCUGUACUGAGGGUGCACUGCUGCUAACUACGACACCUUGUCCAGCCAUUGUGGAGCCUGCAGAGCAUUUUGACAAUGAGGAAGGACUGCCUGAAAAGUUGUUACCAAAGACUCCAAAGUACCUCAAGGAACGAGAACGACACCCACAUUUUGCCCAGCCAGGAACGUUUGACUUCGAAUACUCCUCUCGCUGGAAAGCCCUUGAUGAGUUGGAGAAGCAUCAACGAGAGCAGGUCGACAAGAAUAUUAAAGAGGCCAAAGAGAAGCUGGAGGCUGAGCUGGAGUCAGCGAAACAUGAACAUCAACUCAUGUUAAUGAGGCAUGAUCUAAUGCGACGUCAGGAGGAGUUGAGGCGACUGGAGGAGCUUCGCAACCAGGAGCUGCAGAGACGAAAGCACAUAGAAAUGAGACAUGAGGAAGAGAGAAGACGACGGGAGGAAGAAAUGAUGAGAACACACAGAGAACAAGAGGAGCUGAGACGCCAACCAGAUGGCUUUAAAGUGGGCUACCAGGACAAUAGGGAACAGGAAAUGAGAGUGGGUGAUCUGGGCCCCCGUGGAGCCACUAAUAUGGCAGAUGGCUACAACCCGGCCCCAGCAGGGCCCAACCCUAACCAGGGUCAACCCAUGAGCAUGAGUGGAAGGGGCACAGCCACUGGCCCAGAGGGGACUGCAAACAUGGGCACAAUGUUGAUGUCCGAAAAUGGCAACAUGCGAGGAGACCGAUAUCUGAUGGGUGGAUCGCUAACAGGGCGAGCAGAAGUGGAGUCACCAAAUCAACAACAGCAGCAGCAGCAGCAGCCAAUACCACCAGGUGCUCCUGGUGGACCAGCACCAGGAUUUGGAAGUCCAGUAGGAGUGUUUGAUGGGCCAAAUAACAAGCGCCGGCGGUACUGACCUGUAUUUUUACCUACAGUAUGUGCUGACUACAUAUUUUUCUACUUUUCCCUGAAAUUGUUGUAUUUCUACAUUAUUACUAUGCUCUGCAUAGUGUUUGCUGUUUUUUUUUUUACUGGUUUCAAGUCUAGUAACAUACAUCUACAAUGGAAAUGUAUGCCAUUGAGCAUAUGUUGCUACCCUGCGUGUGUUGCUUGAACUCCAGUAUCGUACAUGGACACCAUUGCACUUUUGUUUUGUAAAGGCAAGCAGCAGCAAUGACGUCAUGCUUCAUUCGGUUUACAUUUGAAUGUUUUUUUAACACAUUUAUGUUUAAAUGUCCAUGGUGCAUUUUUUUUGCAUCUUUUGUCAAAAGGAAUAAAACAUUUUGUAGUAAGAUGUGUU